ACAUCGAUACUCGAUUCUACAUUCACAUUUCGCCUAAUCACAUUUACUUUUCAACUUGUCUGUCGCUCGAUAUUAAACGAGCAGAAAUCUAACAAGCAGAGCCAACAUGCCGGACGCAGUGCAGCAGAGUUUCGUGCGUAGCUUCAUUGACUACCUGAAGAAGCAGGUGGACGUGAUGUCGCCGGACCAGAGCGAAAGCAUCGAGGUGGCGAUCCAGUGCCUGCAGGCGGCCUUUGACUUGGGCGAUGAUGUGGAGGCGGCGCCGGAUGCGGCUGCCCAGGAGCAGGCCACCACACAGAGCAGCAGCAGUGCGAGCGCACCUGACGAUGAUGCGGUGGCCAGCGGAAGCGCCGGCGCCGUCGCCGCCGUUCCCAAUAACAUUGACAUGUUCGAGCUCUUCCAGUCGCUGUAUACCGAACGCAAUCCGGAAUCCCUGGCCUUGGCCGAAUCCAUCAAGAACGAGGGCAACCGGCUGAUGAAGGAGAACAAGUACAAUGAGGCACUGCUGCAGUACAAUCGGGCCAUCGCCUUCGAUCCCAAGAAUCCGAUCUUCUACUGCAACCGGGCUGCGGCCCACAUUCGGCUGGGUGAGAACGAACGCGCCGUAACCGAUUGCAAGUCCGCCCUGGUGUACAACAACAACUACAGCAAGGCGUACUGCCGCCUGGGCGUGGCGUACUCCAACAUGGGCAAUUUCGAGAAGGCGGAACAGGCCUACGCCAAGGCCAUCGAACUGGAACCGGACAACGAGGUGUACAAGAGCAACCUGGAAGCGGCCAGAAACGCCAGGAACCAGCCGCCCCAAAUGUCGCGAUUAAGGGAUGACCUAACCACCAUGCUGUCCCAGCCAAUGGUUAGGAAUUUGUUCAACAACGCCGAGAUCGACGUGGAGCAGCUGCAGUCGAUGAUUCAGAAUCCAAUGGUCAUGAACACCAUUGGCCAGCAGUUCGCCGGCGGCAAUGUGCCGAACCUGCCCAACGACAUGGUGCAGAUGGUCCACAACAUUGCCAGCCAUUUGGCGGGCAUGGUUCCCAAUCCGAACGCCAAUCCCGGCAAUGAACAGCAGCCGGGUAAUCAGCCUCCACCGAGCACCUAGAAGUGGGUGGGGCAGCCCCGAUCCCGGCCUGGAUCGGCGGCACACCGAUUAAGUUUUUAAGCUGAAACUAUAAAUGUAUUUAUAAUGUUUAAAUGGCUUCUAUUACGCAUAUAUACAUACAUACACAUAAAUUUUUAUCAAUGGAAAUAAAUAAAUGACCGUGCAAA
Molecule: messenger RNA, 1263 nt
Organism: Drosophila mauritiana
Lineage: Eukaryota; Metazoa; Arthropoda; Insecta; Diptera; Drosophilidae
Gene: Sgt
Product: small glutamine-rich tetratricopeptide repeat-containing protein beta
Exons: 1
Coding region: 107-1096 (329 amino acids)
Biological process (GO): post-translational protein targeting to endoplasmic reticulum membrane
Cellular component (GO): TRC complex; membrane
Molecular function (GO): protein binding; molecular adaptor activity
Source: RefSeq, a predicted model, not a curated record